This is a messenger RNA of Neoarius graeffei (lesser salmon catfish), 2113 nucleotides long. RefSeq names its product leucine rich melanocyte differentiation associated (gene lrmda). Gene Ontology annotation, biological process: melanocyte differentiation. Bases 136 to 834 code for a protein of 232 amino acids. The record is from RefSeq and is a predicted model, not a curated record. Lineage: Eukaryota; Metazoa; Chordata; Actinopteri; Siluriformes; Ariidae. The transcript has 7 exons. Gene Ontology annotation, molecular function: protein binding.
GAAGCCUGGAUUUCAAAAAGUUACAGUUUAGAAAGUUCAAAGUUUGUUUGUUUUUUAAUAGUGAAAGUGUUGUUUUUGUAGCAGGUCUGCUGCUGAUAGCUAUUUUCCACCUUUGUGAGCUGACAGAGAGCUGCAAUGGCACACAGUGAGUCCGGGGCUGUUGUGAACGGAACUCAGGUGUCCUAUAUUGGACAUGAUUGUGAGCUGGUCCCAGAAUUUCUUCCAGCUAAUUAUGGAAGCUCUGCAAAACGACUAGAUCUUAGCUUCAACCGACUCAGGUCACUGACAGGCCUGAAAGCGUUCAGCCAACUGGAAGAGCUGAUUGUGGACAACAAUCUUCUCGGAAAUGACCUCCGGUUGCCCAGGUUACCACAGCUCCAUACCCUAACACUCAAUAAGAACCAACUCUCAGACAUUGAGGCCUUGCUUGAGCAUUUGCAGGAAGUGACACCAGCUCUAGAGUACCUGAGCCUGCUGGGAAAUGAGGCCUGUCCCAAUCAGCUGAUCAGCCUGGAUAAAGAUGAGGAUGAUUACCAGAGAUAUAGGUAUUUUGUGCUGCAUAAACUGAGGAACCUGAAGUUCUUGGACAGCAGGAGAGUGACUCAGAGAGAACAUCUGGAGGCCGAGGCCCGCGGCGCAUUCAUGAAGGUGGUCAGGCCCAAAACUGAACAGGAUCUCAGUGAUCGCAGAUCAGACACCAUUUCUAUGCCUUAUACUCCUCUACCAAGAUCCAAAGAUGCAAAAAACCCCAAAGGGGUGUUUGCCAAGUGUCGCUACAUCUACUACGGCAAGCAUUCAGAGGGCAAUCGCUUCAUCCGCAAUGACCAGCUCUGAUAAACACACGGACAGGCCAGGAGCAGCGGAGCUUUAUAAAGAUGUCUUCCUGUGUGUCUUUAUUAAUAUCCACAUCACCACGUGCAUUUUAAGCAGCUGAACACAGCCCUCUAGUGCCUUGUGCUGAGUGCACCAUCCCUGCCACCUCUCAUCUCUCCCUCACUGCCUGAGCCGUGCCACUCACACUGACAUUAUUGCCUUUAAGCAGCCCUCACACACACACACACACACACACACACACACACACACACACACACACACACACACACAUAUCCAAGUGACUAUGCUGACAGCUACUGCUUCAUGAUGGAUUGCCUGAUCCAACUGCUACACUCUACAGGUCAAAGGUCACACCUGAGGCUGCAGUGUGCCCAUGAGGAUACACAGGAUGAGCCCUCCUCAAAGUCAAAGCUAAAGUUAAACACGCAGAAACACACACACACACACACAGACUCUUCAUUCCACUUAUUCACAUCAGUCGAUUUCUCUUGAUACAUGGAGUCUACAAAAACACAGCACUGUACAUGACUUUAUCGACUUCUGUACUUUUUUCGGAAAGCCAAAAACUUCUUAACUCAGGAAGUGCAUCCAAAAUUCAGUGAUAAUGUCUGUAAUUGCUUCUCAGCAGUCACUGGUAAUAUUGUUCAGAACCAUUACUUUCAAAUAAUUUGCUUUAAGCAAGUGUAACUUUUGUAAGAAAAAAAAAACAUUUGAUGAUCAUGUAAUCCUACAUUUAUGACAUUUUAUUGGCAAAUGAAGGGCUUUUACAGGCACCUUGCACUGUGGCCUUGUGUGUGGUCAUGUACAUGUGCUGUUUUUAAGUUUUGUUUGUGUGUGUGUGUAUCGUGUAUAUGUGUGUGUAUUGUGUGUAUAUGUGUGUGUGCGCGCGCACAUACACUAUGUGAAGUUGGUGUGUUGCGGGGGCAGAUGUUUCCGCGCAGGAGCCUGGAGGAGCUGGGAAAGUGCGUGGUAAUGAGCUUUGCUCUCGUUGCUUGGGUCCAGGAGAGGGAAAAGAGAGACAGGCGAGACGGAGCAGCAGGACUGAGGGGAGGGAGAGAAGUCAACAACUUCUUCAAUUCCACUUCUGAUUGCCUCCUCAUGUGAUAUGUUCACUAUUUUAAUGACUUGCUCUGUAACUUUUGUUCAUGAAAAAAAAAAAUCCCUAACAGCUUUUUCUACAUUGAUUCUGCAGUGGCCUUAACAUUUAGGGUAAGAUAUUAUACAUCAAGUGAAUUAAAUACUGUACGCUCAACAGUACUGCUGUUUUCAUACUGCUGUU